Funneliformis mosseae is the source of this 1143-nucleotide messenger RNA. The record is from the annotation of a GenBank genome assembly. NCBI's taxonomy places the organism in Eukaryota, Fungi, Glomeromycota, Glomeromycetes, Glomerales, Glomeraceae.
AUGACUGAAACAGCAAAUCAGUUACUAAGUCGCGUCAUCCCGGUUUACACAUGGCAGGCACCAGGUUCAACCGCUACAACUAAACCAGCUUAUACUCGCUUUUCACGUGUCGUGAGAGAAUGGCGUUUCUUCAACCGAAGCGUCAAUGCAAACUGUCAUAUUCUGGGAAGACAAUUUCAAGUUUUUCCAACUGAUGUACAAGAUCUACGAGCAGAAUUUCAUACAAGAUGUACUGGAUUUUUGGGUGUUUCCGAUUUCAUUUUAUGCACUAAUAAUCCCACAGCGGGCAAGAUGCCUGUGGAGGUUAAAACGCGUCACAAUUUGAGGUUAGGUAAUUAUCACCUUUGGGAAAUUUAUCGACAUGUUGAUCGGGCUCAAAUAGCAGAUCAAGAUUUUAGGUUUAGAAAAAAGAUCUUAUCUCAGUCAUUUGGCGAAAUGGCUUGCAAUAGUCUUCAUUUCGGCAUUUUGACAAACUAUUCUGAUACAUACUUUCUCAAACGACUGAAAAAUGAACCAGAUAACCUAUAUGUUUCUCGUGUUGUUCAUCCUGAUAGUACCAAUCCGACUUUACGCGAUUCAAAGAAAAGGAAGAGUUCUUCGAAGCAGAUCAGUAGCAGAAAGGGAGUAACUGCAUCAUCUUCCAAAGGAAUCACUACAAUAGGUGAAUACAUAGGUGGCGGAACCUUUGGAAAGGUUUUUUCUGGCUAUUAUGAUGGUCAACUCGUGGUAUGGAAGUCUUGUGAUGCGUAUAAGGAGCAAGAAGUGACGGAAAUGCUAAAACAUGAAGCUCAUAUUUACUCUAUUUUAAAAGAAUGCCAAGGUCGUGCUGUUCCACGUUUGUUCUAUAAAGGUUACAUUUAUGACGGAUAUCUUUUUGCAUUAGUAUUGCAAUUAAUUGAGGGUGCCCAUCACGUUGUUCCGGAAAAACUCACUAUAGAGGAAAAAAAAUUAAUAAUCAAUCAGCUCAAGUCAAUACAUAAUUGUGGCAUCCUACACAAUGAUAUCUCAAAGCAAAAUAUUCUAUAUGAACCAAAGAGUUGCCAUUACUUUUUUAUUGAUUUUGGCUUGAGUGAGAUCGUGGAUAAUGAGUCGCCGAAAUUGCGCAAGGAAGAAAGAAGAUUAAAAAGAUUUUUACAACUUUAA